This is a messenger RNA of Alosa sapidissima (American shad), 3263 nucleotides long. RefSeq names its product tumor necrosis factor receptor superfamily, member 1B (gene tnfrsf1b). The transcript has 9 exons. Lineage: Eukaryota; Metazoa; Chordata; Actinopteri; Clupeiformes; Clupeidae. The record is from RefSeq and is a predicted model, not a curated record. Bases 858 to 2081 code for a protein of 407 amino acids. Gene Ontology annotation, molecular function: protein binding.
GGGGGGGGGGGUGUAGCAGUACAACUGUUUUUUUAUCAAGUUUAGUUUGUAUUUGACACACAGUUUAAACAAUUCCUGGUUAAGCAAGCAGGACAGGUAGGGUAGGCUACUACACCUUUUCUCAUAAGUUGUCAGGAGGGCCAUCCUAACAUACUUCUCCUUAUAGCUUAGAGUUAUGACAUGGUCACGGAAGACCUACAUGUGAUGGCAUGGGGGAUAGGGGUGAGGCUUUUAUGUGGUUCUGAUCUUGAUGUUGGUUCACUGAUAACAGUGUGACGCCUUUGGCUUGGUUUGAUUGGAUCAGAAAGUCUGCACUUUUUCUCAACCAGAAGAAGAAAAAUGGCUUGAAUUAUUCUGGCUAUAGCCAACUGAUUUUAUCGUGUGUGUGAUGUGUAGCCUGUGUGUGUAAUUUGAUAAGUUGUUAUUUAUGUCAAUAUAAAUGAUGUCAAUAAUUUUCCUUUUUUUCAUUUCUUGAUAUCAUGUAGUUUUCAGCCUAGUCUAUGUAGAGUGCUGCAUCUUUUCUCCCAUCACCCCUCUAGUCUCUUUCCCUGCUGAAGUGCUUUCAGAAAUUCUUGUGAAGUCAUGUGUAGUCUCUGACUAUUCGUGUAAAAGUGAAAGGAAGCCUAUGUGGGUUAGACGAGGUGAGACUGGGCGCCGGUGCUCGCUCGCUUGCUCGCUCUCUCGCCAGGAAAUGUGCGAGUUCUUGGAAACAAGCUUAUCACGCCACGUACGGGGCCACUUACCAGUAACCACACCCAGAGGACUUCUGCUCAGCACCUUUCACACAUGGCCUACAUGCUGCUCACACUGAGGUCAGGUACAUUGGAAAGUCAUAUCAGGAUAGAGGAGGGUUUACAAUGCAGGGAUCUAAAGGAUCAUGCAAUAAUACCACACAUAUUUUUAAUAAAGAGCUGAAUAUCUGCUGCAAGAAGUGUGAACCUGGGUUUCAUAAAAAAUCUGAAUGCUCCCCGGGGAAUGAUACGGUCUGUGAGCCUUGUCCCAAUGGAAAAUGGUCAGGGUACAACUACCACAAUAACUGCUUCAGAUGCACAGCGUGUGAAAAAAAAGGCUUGAAAUAUGCUCAGAAAUGCUCAGCAACCAGGGAUGCAAAGUGUACUUGUCCGCCUGAAUGGUACUGCUCCAUGGGAUACGAAGAGCCGUAUUGCUCAGGACAGUGCAGAUCAUAUACACUCUGCUCACCAGGUCAUGGCGUUGUCAAAGCAGGAACGGCCCGUUCAAAUGUGAAGUGUGGUCCCUGUCCACCUGGAACUUUCUCUGAUCAAAUGUCCGCCACCCAGAAGUGCCAAGCCAACUCAACUGUGCGUCCUGUCCCUACUGACCGGGUGGAUCCUAGCUCAUCAACCAUACAAAAGCCCACCACACAAGGCACAACCCUGAGCCCUCCAAUGAACAUGCGAGCCAGCGACAUCACACCCUCUGCUUUGUGCGUGUCCUCUUCCACGCCGACAGGACCACAAAGUGUAAUCUCAGUGCCCUCUAAUGGUGCCUCACACCCCUCUGAUCUGACAGUUCUAGCUCCUUUGGUGUGUUUUGGAGCUUUUGUGAUCGCUGCUGCCGGCCUGCUUUGCUUUUUCUAUCUCAGAAAGAGAAAUGGUUCACCUGAAAAGGAAACUAAAGUUGAAAAUGGCUAUCUGAAAGUUGGCCUCACUUCUUCGCCCAGCCAUCCAGAGUGCCAGCUCCUCCUGAACCGCAGUGGCCCAGCUGGCCCCUGUGUCUCCUCGUCAGAAAAACAAACCAGGUCCGGGCCCUCAACCGGGCCCAAUCCCAGCCCUGCUGGUGCUUCCAGCUGCUAUGUAAACCAGGACGACAUCCGCGUGGAGCUUCCCCAGUCUCCCACCGUUCACCAGGUCGUCAAUCUCAACCUCAGCAUCGUGGCUUCAGCCUCUGCAGCUCCUCUCGUCCCCUCUGGCUCCAGCACACCCCGGCCCAACGGGCGGCCUCCCGAGAUGGACACUGAGCUGCCCUUGUCCCAGGAGGAAGUGGACGUCUCCUCUUGCCAAACUGAGCAAGGCAAGGAGGCUCACACCGCGGUCCCGGAGACUGGGGAGUUUGUGUGCUAAUGAGACUGGAGGGAGGUUGAGGCCUGUACUUGGACAUGGUGCUCAGUGCCCCAAAGACUCAAGAGUGAGGGAGGAAAGUGCGUCUCCCCGUGAGGGAAUCUGAGGGAGGCGCAGUGAGAUGGUGCUCUAACACACAUUCCUCUGAUAGGACCUUACUCUGACACAGGUCUGGCCCAGGGCUACGCCUAGUCAGGGCCAGACACGUUCCAUAGUAUGCACAUCUGAGAGUUAAGGCCAUUAUUGUAAUGUACAUUUUAGAUUUGAUGUUUUGUCAUAUCUGUCAAAUUAAUGUUGCCAUCAGUGAUGGCUACUCAUCAAAUAUCUGUUGUACAUUUGGAAAACUACAUUAUGGUUACCUUAACUUAACUGGUUGUCUUUUAACCAAUACAGACAUUUUGAACAGGACUGUGGUGCCACCUAGUGGUCAAACUAUGCUACUACUAUAUAAUGCAAUAAAUGAGGAGUUGGGUUCCAAAACGCUAUAUCUCCAUUUUUAAAAACAUUAAAAAGUCAUGUUAUUUAAUUGUUUAUAUUAGGUAAUAUCAAUUACAUUGCAGUUGUGUUGUUUUGAUUGAGUAAAGAUAAAUCAAAUAGCAAUACCCAAUUACGGUUCAUCUGAAAUUACUUGGAAAACCAAACUCUUCACUCUUUUGGAACCAAACUCUUCAAAUAUAGAAUACAAAUAAUAAAUUCCUCUAUUACCAGCCACCACACACUUUCAUUUCUGAAUGUAGAUGUAAUGUUUUAACCAUGCACUGACAAAAGCUUUCCUUGCCACGGCUAUGUAAAGUCGUUUCUCAGUAUUCCAGGCAGAUGAGCACAUUAGCUUGGAAUUCCAUUUUGUAUAGGCAUCACCAGUGAUCAAAAAUGAUGUGCUUGCUUUGCAUUAAAAGCCUUUUUAAAUAGGUGUAAAUGAGCAUGGAUGGGUUAUGCGGUUCUCAUCAAUUAAGCUGGACCUCUAGUAUGAAUGGAUUCACAGCUGUUUCACAGAAAUAACUGAACUUUUGAUGCUGAAGACUUUUUGAUAUUGUGUCAUUUUUUAUGAAUUUGUUCUAUUUUGCACUUUAGUUAUGAUGACAAUGACAAUGUUUGAAUGUUUGUACUGACCAAUAUUAUAUGUCAUCUUUGUCCAUAUUUGUUAUAUUUUUGUACAAGUAAAUAUAAACGAUGUAUUAAGUUUGA